Molecule: messenger RNA, 9041 nt
Organism: Oryzias latipes (Japanese medaka)
Lineage: Eukaryota; Metazoa; Chordata; Actinopteri; Beloniformes; Adrianichthyidae
Gene: tanc2b
Product: tetratricopeptide repeat, ankyrin repeat and coiled-coil containing 2b
Biological process (GO): regulation of dendritic spine morphogenesis
Cellular component (GO): dendritic spine
Molecular function (GO): protein binding
Source: RefSeq, a predicted model, not a curated record
UAUACACACGCAGAAAAACUGUGUGCCUUUAAUAACGCCCUCCCCUUUUUAUGCCAUUUUCUUUCCUGCCUCAAUAUCCACCCUUCUCCACCCCCUCCUUUUGCGCUCUGGUUGCUAUGACAACAGCAGCACUGCAGCAUUCAUCUACUGGAGACCUAGGCUCCUUUUUUUUUUCUGUAGAGAGAGUGCGCCUCUCACAUCUAUACAUAACUCACUAAGAGCUAAUGCAGUCACAGAGUCGAAGCAGGAGCUCACCUCACUCUGUGCACGCUGGAAAACACCCUGUGUUGUUUGGCUUGCUUUGUUUUGUUUUUUUUACCUGUGUUUUUUUUUUGGUGAUGGCACAGGUUUAGGUCACCUGUCAUCUCCCCCUGGUGGAUUCUGCCAUCACAGAGUUUUCACCUCUGUGUCUCUCUCUUUCCCCAGUGACACAGUGACUGUUACAUUCCUCCUCGCCUUUUCCUCCCUCUAUCCUCUUCCUCCUCCUCCUCCUCCACCUCUCACUCUUCCUGUCACUGCCAUAUCCGCCUGGCUCCGUAUCAUUUGCUGCGCCUGCACUGAGCGAGUAGCAUCACCACUGAAACCUGUGGAGAUUUCUUCAGCGGACAGAGAGGAGCUCUUUCCUUCCUCUGCAUUAAUCCUCUUCUUCACUGCGUUGUUUUUUGUAAUUUAAUUUUCAUUUGCUCGUUCAUUUCGCUCUUGGUGUUUUUUAAUGAGCUGGUCACCGCUCAGGGGGGACGGACUGCUUGUGUCGCUGGAAGGGGAAGGAGGGGAGUUGGUUCCGUACUCCAGCCUUCAGGAAUGCGAGAUCUGGUUUGAGAAUGCCCCUCUGCGGAAAGCAAAGUUUGUGGAGAGCCCUCGCAUUCCACAAUCAGAGCUUGGCUUCCCUACAAACACCUCCACCACUGCCAGGAAUCCAGACCUGGACACAUAUUUCCCUGGGGAGUCAAGCCAGGAGCUGGGGCCCCCUCCAUCGGUGGAUGAGGCUGCCAACACAUUGAUGACGCGGUUGGGUUUCCUUCUGGGAGAUAAAGUGAGUGAGGGGCCAGUUGGUACCCAUUACAGCAUGGAGGAACCCGAGGCAAGACAGAGCCAUAACCAGAGGAUUAGUCCCUGCUCAACCCUGACCAGCAGCACUGCCUCCCCACCUGCAGGCAGCCCCUGCUCCACCCUCCCCCCCUCCAUGCCAGGCCAGUCCGGGAACAAGGACUGCGCCUAUGGAUCCGUCACCAGUCCCACCUCCACGUUGGAGAGCAGAGACAGCGGGAUAAUUGCCACGCUUACCAGCUAUUCGGAGAACAUGGAGCGAGGCGGGAAAUACGGCGAGGGCUUGCGGGGCAAUCUCAAACUCUGGCAGUCCCAGAAAUCAGGCAUGGACUCGUUUCUGUACAGGGUGGAUGAAAACAUGACCGCAUCCACCUACAGCCUCAACAAAAUCCCUGAGCGCAGCCUGGAAAGCAUGUCCUCCCACUCUGCCCACUCCAUCCCUCUGUACCUCAUGCCCCGUCCCAAUUCAGUGGCUGCCACCAGUUCAGCCCACCUGGAGGACCUGGCAUACCUGGAUGAGCAGAGGCACACACCCCUACGCACCUCGCUGCGAAUGCCGAGACAGAGCACCACCUGCGGGCCGGGGCGCUCUGGGCCGGACCUGAGAGCUUCUGCAAAUAACACCCAUGCCUGGCAAUCCCAGUCACUGCGUUUUGCACCCUAUCGACCUCAAGACAUCGCUCUCAAACCGCUGCUCUUCGAAGUGCCCAGCAUUACCAUGGACUCGGUCUUCACUGGACGUGAGUGGCUCUUCCAAGAGAUUGAUGUCCACCUCAACAGAUCACACACCAGCAUCAGCCAAGGCGUCGUGAUCGUGGGCAACAUCGGCUUUGGCAAGACGGCCAUCAUCUCUCGCCUGGUCGCACUCAGUUGCCACGGCACCCGCAUGAGGCAGAUUGCUUCCGACAGCCCUCAGGCCUCACCCAAACAUGGAGAGGGGCUCCCUCUCACGCAGCCACAGCCCACGCACGGCACCCUGGGAGGAGGCAGCUGCCCUGGAACCCCCGAGAUGAGGCGGCGUCAGGAGGAAGCCAUGAGGAGGCUAGCAUCUCAGGUGGUGGCGUAUCACUACUGCCAGGCGGAUAAUGCCUACACUUGCCUGGUGCCAGAGUUUGUGCACAAUGUUGCAGCGCUGUUGUGCCGCUCGCCACACCUUUCAGCCUAUAGGGAGCAGAUGCUGAGGGAGCCACACCUGCAGAGCACCCUGAGCCUGCGCUCUUGUGUCCAGGACCCCCUGUCCUCUUUUAGGAGGGGAGUCUUGGAACCUUUGGAUGCACUUUACAAAGAGAGGAAAAUCAGCUCUGAGGAGGACCUCAUCAUCCUCAUCGAUGGCCUAAACGAAGCAGAGUUCCACAAACCCGACUACGGAGACACCAUCGUGUCCUUCCUUACCAAAACAAUAAACAAGUUCCCUCCUUGGCUCAAGCUCGUGGUCACAGUCAGGACCACGUUGCAGGAGAUUACCAACGCACUGCCGUUUCACCGCAUCUCCCUGGACAGCCUGGAAGAGAACGACGCCAUUGACCAGGACCUGCAGGGCUACAUCCUGCACCGCAUCCACAGCAGUCCAGAGAUCCAGAACAACAUCUCGCUGAAUGGCAAGAUGGACAACACCACCUUCGGGAAACUCAGCGGGCACCUCAAAGCUCUGAGCCAGGGAUCCUAUCUGUACCUCAAACUCACCUUUGAUCUUAUUGAGAAGGGCUACCUUGUACUCAAAAGCUCCAGCUAUAAGGUGGUUCCGGUAAAUCUGGCAGAGGUGUACCUGCUGCAGUGCAACAUGCGCUUCCCCACGCAGUCGUCGUUUGAGCGGGCUCUUCCGCUGCUUAAUGUGGCCUUGGCAUCGCUUCAUCCUCUGACGGACGAGCAGAUUUAUCAGUCAAUCAACGCUGGUUCUCUGGAGGGAACACUGGACUGGGAGGACUUCCAACAGCGUGUGGAUAAUCUAUCAGUCUUCCUGGUGAAAAGAAGGGACGGUACCAGGAUGUUUGUCCACCCCUCCUUUAGGGAGUGGUUGAUCUGGAGAGAAGAGGGAGAAAAGACAAAGUUCCUGUGUGAUCCAAGGAAUGGACACACCCUGCUGGCUUUCUGGUUUUCUCGACUGCAGAACAAGCUGAACAGACAGCAGACUAUUGAGCUCGGACAUCACAUCCUCAAAGCACAUAUCUUCAAGGGCCUUAGCAAGAAAGUUGGCGUUUCCUCAUCCAUCUUGCAAGGUCUGUGGGUGUCCUACAGCACAGAGGGUCUUUCGGCUGCACUUUCCUCACUCAGAAAUCUCUACACCCCCAACAUCAAGGUGAGCCGACUUCUGAUGCUCGGUGGUGCCAAUGUCAACUAUCGGACCGAGGUGUUGAACAACGCCCCCGUCCUGUGUGUCCACUCCCACUUGGGAUACAUGGACAUGGUGGCCCUCUUGUUGGAGUUUGGCGCCUCGGUCGAUGCUCAGUCUGAAAGCGGCCUAACACCGCUGAGCUAUGCCGCCGCAGGGGGAAACAUGGCCAUUGUGACUGCGCUCUGUCGCAGAAGGGCAAAGGUUAACCAUCUGGAUAAGAACGGCCAGUGUGCUCUAGUUCACGCUGCCCUGCGAGGCCACAUGGAAGUAGUGAAGUUUCUCAUCCAGUGUGAUUGGAGUGUGGGGUCACAGCCGCAGCAGUCACCACAGAUCCAACAGCAGUCUGCCUUCACUAAGAGUCAAGCAGUGCAGCAGGCUCUCAUCGCAGCAGCCAGCAUGGGGUACACUGAGAUUGUGUCCUACUUGCUGGACCUGCCUGAGAAAGAUGAAGAGGAAGUGGAGCGAGCUCAAAUCAAUAACUUUGACACCCUGUGGGGGGAGACAGCUCUGACGGCGGCCUCAGGACGGGGGAAACUGGAGGUCUGUCGCCUGCUGCUGGAACAGGGAGCAGCUGUGGCUCAACCGAACAGACGAGGCAUCGUCCCCCUCUUCAGCGCCGUCCGACACGGACACUGGCAGAUUGUGGACCUCCUGCUGACACACGGAGCAGAUGUCAACCUGGCAGAUAAGCAGGGUCGCACACCUCUGAUGAUGGCUGCCUCAGAAGGUCAUUUAGGAACUGUUGAGUUUUUGCUUGCUCAGGGAGCUUCUCUGUCUCUGAUGGAUAAGGAGGGUCUGACCGCUCUAAGUUGGGCGUGUCUAAAGGGCCACUUAGAUGUCGUUCGCUACCUGGUGGAAAGCGGCGCCGCCACUGACCAUGCUGACAAGAAUGGACGCACACCUCUAGACCUUGCAGCGUUCUAUGGCGACUCAGACGUGGUUCAGUUUUUAGUUGACCACGGGGCCAUGAUAGAGCACGUGGACUACAGUGGGAUGCGUCCUCUGGACAGGGCGGUGGGUUGCAGAAACACAUCGGUGGUGGUCGCGCUGCUCAAGAAAGGAGCCAAGAUAGGAUGUCAGACGCUGCCCAGUCGACCCAGAGGUCCAGCAACGUGGGCCAUGGCCACCUCCAAACCCGACAUCAUGAUUAUCCUGCUCAGCAAGCUCAUCGAGGAGGGGGACAACUUCUACAAGAAGGGGAAGGUGAAGGAGGCAGCUCAACGUUAUCAAUACGCUUUGAAAAAGUUUCCGCGGGAAGGCUUCAGUGAGGACCUCAAGACGUUCAGAGAACUAAAAGUGUCCCUCUUCCUCAACCUGUCCCGAUGUCGCAGGAAAAUGAAUGACUUUGGGAUGGCUGAGGAAUUUGCUACCAAGGCACUUGAACUCAAACCAAAAUGCUAUGAGGCAUAUUACGCCAGGGCGCGUGCCAAACGAAACAGCAGACAAUUUGCUGAAGCCUUAGAGGACCUGAAUGAAGCCAUAAAACAGUGCCCCAACAACCGAGAAAUCCAGCGGCUACUCCAGAGGGUGGAGGAGGAAUGUCACCAGCUCAACCAGGAGGACCAGCAGCAGCAGGAACUGGAACUGGAGCCUCCACCCUCCCCUCCUCCUACGCCUCCCCCAGAAGAGGAGGAUAUCCUGUCAAUGCCUCUUCCACCUCCCCCAGAGCCCCGUCUGGAGGACAUGGAGCCUGUCCAGGACCUGUUUGAGGAUGAGGACUACCUUGAACAGGAGUUGGAGGCCAUGUCAAUUAAUCUGCCCCCACCUGACUCUCACAGCAACCCCUCCAGUCUUCCAGUCAUUCAAAGCCCACCACUAUCCCCAACACAUUCAGAUCAACUUUACAUGGUUGGAGGCUCACCAAUGGGCCAGCCCUAUGAGUACCACCCCACCUCCUCCUCCAUGUCCUCCCCGACUCGUGGUACAUACCAAACAACAUCCCCCUCUCUGUCCCCAACGCAUCAGAACUCCCACUACCGACAUAGUCCUCCUCAUACGUCUCCAGUUCACCAGUCCUCCUACCGCUACAGCCCACCCCCUAUGGGCACUGGGGGUCAGGGGAUGGACCAGAGCCCUCCCCCUUCCCCUUUACGUCGAGCUGCUCAAUACAGAGCCAGCCCGCCACUAGAAAGCGUUUGCAUGUACAGGUCCCAGUCUGGGUCACCUGUACGCUACCAGUCAGAGCAGCUACCUGGGCGACCCAAAUCUCCUCUUUCUAAGAUGAGCAGCCAGCGUUCAUUCCAGCUGAGUUCACAGCCUUCUCUAUCUUCACACCACCACCAAGCUCAAGGUCUUCGCCUCCAGCCUUCAAUCGCCCAAAUAGUCCGUACAAACCAGCCUAGCAACGUGAUGGGUAAUAGCAGCUUUGGCGGCCAGUUAGGCCACUCCAUUGGUGGCCGAUACCAAGGAGGUUCGGUUGACGUGGAGAGCCGCUUGGUAUACCAGCCCUCCCUAGAUGGACGGUCUAUGCCCCAAGUCCAGGCCAGUCUCAGCUCUGGGGCCCUCUGUCAGCACGGUGGCCGAGGAGGGGUUAUGGAGUCAAACCUGUUAAAAGAUGAGCUACCCCAGCGCCCCUCCUCUGCGUACCGCGCCAGCAGCGGGGGCCCGGGGGGCAUCAGAUAUAGCCAGACACCUCAGAUAAGCCGCAGUCAGUCAGCUGCCUACUACCCGGUCUCUGAGCACGUUCUGGAACGGGCCAAUGCCAUGCCUCCCUGUCAGCUGGGCUCUCCUGAGAUCUCCCAUAUGAUGAGACGCCCGGUCAGCGCCAACACAACAGAGAUGAAGCAGCAUGUACCCACCCCCAGGCCUCUCAUCCAUUCUCAGAGUGUAGGCCUGCGAUUUUCCCCCUCUAGCAACAACAUCUCAACUGGAUCUACAUCCAAUUUAGGACCAGGCUUCAGACCUUCCUCUUCCAUUCAGCAGAUGGAGAUUCCCUUACAGCCCACGUAUGAACGCAGCUGUGACGACAUCUCCCCUAUUUCCCCUCCACAGGGUGGUGGGGGGCUGUAUCAAGGCGAGAGCACCCGCUCUAGAAACACUCCAUUUAUGGGCAUCAUAGACAAGACCGCACGGACUCAGCAGUACCUUCAUCAGCCCUCUCGGUCCAGGGCUAUGACAUCCAUGGAUUCCGCUAUUAGUCCAACCUCGCCUGGACAGCUGGUCCAGCAAGGCUCCACCUACAGUCCCCCACCCUCGUUGGGCAAUAUAGCCUACUACAACAAGACCAACAACGCCCAAAAUGGUCACCUGUUGGAGGAGGACUACUACUCCCAAACCCCUUCACUGGGCAAGCUGGCUAACGGCUCCCGUGGAGGUGGCGAUAUUCUGGAACGGGUCAGCCAGGUGCCCACCUAUCCAGACGUGAAAGUGGCGAGGACUCUGCCUGUUGCACAAGCCUACCAGGACAACAUGUACCGCCAGCUUUCACGCGACUCCCGAACCCAAGGCCCCACAUCCCCCAUCAAACCAAAGAGACCAUUUGUGGAGUCGAAUGUGUGAUGGGCUGUUUGUGACUGGAUGGUUGGACUUAGUGAAGGAGAGCGUGGAAGGAUAUUUAUCUAGACAGCUAAUCUGUGUAUGUGUCAUGGACAAACUUAUUCCAUGGAAGUCACAAGGGAAAUUCCAGAGGAACAUGCAGCUGGCUCCAUUUAGUAAACUAGCGAUCAUCCUGGAAAAACACCAUAGACGUGAUUAUUUCAUUAUCAUAUUCUGCACACAGGUUAAAUGAUAGGAGGGUUCUGGGAUCUCAUUCUCAGUCAAAGACCGUUGCACUUCCAAAACAUGGCAUGGCACAAAGUUCCCACAAGUGACUUUAAUGAAUGGAACUGAAAGAGAACCCAUAAGACUCUACUGUGGACUCCUUUCCAUCUUCUUUUCUUUCAGAGUGUGCUCUUAAUCAAGUUUGCUGUUAGGCGCUAUGAUAUAAAAUACAGUUCUAUCUGUUCAGAAAAAUACAAAUGGCUCAUAACUCAUUACAUAUAGAAAAAAAUUACAAUAUUUAUAAAGAAGCUAUAUAUUGUACAUAGAAAUAAAGCAAAACAUAGUUUGCAUUUUAAAUUGACUUACGUUUGCCUCUGCUAGUCAUAUGGAUGUGGAAAACCGGCCACUGUAAGGAAGGAAUGAGGAAGUCAGACCAACUUUGACGCAUAAUUACCUCUUUUUGUGUCUUUUUAUCGCACAAGAUGGCAAUACCCUGCAGAUUUCUUUUUACAAAAGGGCGGAAACAUUUUUUUUAAAUGUUUCACUCAUCUUUCAGUCUUCUCAUCUGUUAAAUCUUUCAGAAUGUUUUCUUUUUUUUUUUCAGCAGUUUUCUCGAAUGUUUAGUUGUCUGAUAAAAACAUACCACUUUGUUCAAUUAGAUCGGGAAUUGUGACAUUCUGUGAGUCAUUUCCAUUUGUUGUAACCUUUAUUUAAAGAAAACAAAAAAAAUGGUGAAGUCCUGCCCAUAUAAAGCAAGAGUUCUUAAACCUCCAAAAACUUAAGGCAUAGAAAUAGAUCUAGCAGACGAGUUAUAAUUUAAUUCUUGACAUUUCUUCAGCAUUGGAGGCUUUUUGGAGUAUUUUGUGGUUGCCAAAACUGUCAAACCGCUCAGAAAUAAGGCACACUGUGCCAAAAAGAGGGGUGGAGAGUUGAUUCUCCAUCUUUUUGGUAUAUUUCCAAACUGAAGGAGAUAUUAUUCUAAUGUGGGAAACUGGUAUUCAGCGUAUCUUUGAAGAAGCACACGUACACUAAGCUGCAAACCGUAUAUCUAGAUGUCUUUACCUCAUUUAAGACUGGUAAAACAUACCAAAUACAUCAUUUUAACCAAAAGUAGAUCUAAGUUUUUGAUGUCUUUUCUUUAAAAAAUUAUUACUUUAAAAACGACUUUUUAUGUUGUGUUUUUUGUGAUUUAUAAAGUACCAACGCCUUUAUAUUCUUGUCUAUUAAGACUAUCUGUUAACACCAUAUUUGCUAAAUAAUACAGUAUAGACGGGAUGAAAUGGAUGAUAUGAAUAAGUCCAGGUUUGCACAAAUGACUGUGCUACUCAGAAAAGGAUGGUGCAAUAACUAUCUUUGGGCCUAAAGAUUGUUAACCCUCAUUUAUUUAAGUACUUCUGUGAACAGAAAGCUGUCAUGAGGGGUUUUAGUUGGUUUUUUCAUCUGUGUCAGAGUUGCCUUUCUUCCUCCUUUGCGUAGUGAUGGGUAAGAACUCAGCAGCUGCAAGCAAGCAAAUUCAUAACCCUUUGUUUAAGGUUUUGAUUCCUUUUUCAGUUUAUCCUCACAUUGCAUUUUUUCCAAUCAUUUCUGCUCAAAGAAGGCUUCGCUUUUAACUAAGGUUGCACUUUAUGUAUGAAACAUAAUGCUCUGAUGGCUGAAUUGGAAGAAAAUGUGUGCGUGAUGGGUCAUGUGUCUGAGUGCUGAUGCAUGACUUUUGUAAACACUGGUGGUUUGCAACACAACACAGAAAUGGAUUACCGUUAAAACCCAAAACAAAUGUUGAUCAUCUGCAGACUCACUCUAGCACAACUUAAAGAAACUGGCUCAGAUAUUUCUCUCCGUCCAGCUUGGGUUUGUUGUGUCUCUUUAGGUGCCAAUCAUUUGUCAUAAAAUCUCUGGAUCAACCAGUGUGAUACACCACUAUUGAGCACAUUUGAAAAAAUAGUCAAACUACUGCAAAAAAAAA